Molecule: messenger RNA, 1300 nt
Organism: Lucilia sericata (common green bottle fly)
Lineage: Eukaryota; Metazoa; Arthropoda; Insecta; Diptera; Calliphoridae
Exons: 2
Coding region: 311-1300 (329 amino acids)
Source: RefSeq, a predicted model, not a curated record
AAUUAGUUAAAAGUAAACAAUACAAUUAUAUUGCCUACAAUAACAAAAGUCCAUAAACUUAAAAUUUCUUGGAACAGUGCGUAGCAUUAAAAAAUUGUGUGCAAAAAAUACCUGAAAAGAUUUUGUCAUUUUUUUGGAAUUUUUUGGAGGUCCAAAAAAAACUACCCGGCUUAAAAUAUUGUGUGCAAAUAUAUACCUACAUACCUAUGUACAUAAAUAAAUCUAAAAAAAAAUAAAUCAAAACAUUGGAAGUACAUAUUUUAAGGCGAAACAACAACAAUUAUAAUAGUGUCUGCACAUACAAGCAGUAAUGGACGAGAUACGGUUGAAAAAACAAAAAAUUGAUGUACAGGUGGACGACAAUGACUUUUCAAUUCCAGCCACUGAAAAUAUACAACGCAAAAAGUGUGCUAAAAUAGAUGACGGUCUAGCGAUUAAGUACAAUAAACUUGUCUAUAACUUUGAAAAAAUAAUUAUCUCUAAGCAUUUUCGUAAAUACUGUGUUUUCUUUGAUAUAUUCUCAAAAAGACAUUUAAUAAAUCACAAAUAUCGUAUAGACAAGCUGGAGACACUUAAUCGCUUUGACUUUUCCCCGUACGCCUAUGAACAAUGUAUAUGCUUCAGAUCGGACUUCUCCACCGCCGCCACCACCAAUAUGGGUUUCAUAAUCUGUUUCGAGAGUCUCUUUAUGGAGCGCAAAAAGUAUAGAAAUCACAAAGAGGAGAAGAGCGAGUAUAUGAAACAGCUGUAUAAAAAACAUUCCAUUUUGUUCAAGGACAAUAAUUUUUAUGAUAAUCGAAUCAACGAAUGUUUUAUGCAAAAGAUUCGUAAAUUUGAAGAACUCAAAUCAAUACUCUUGCUAAACGAAAGCCUACGAAAGACUCUACUUAAACACAUGUACUCACAAAUGCCAAACACAAAGAGAUGUCUGCUGUGCAAAAAUACCAACUUAAGCACAUUCGAGAGCUGGCGAAUUGUACGCUUCUCCAAUUGCCUCAACAUGAGUAGCCUUUGUGACAAUGUUCUAAGACUGGAUGAUGAAAUGUUCCUAAUACCCAACUAUAUGGACUGUGAAGUGUACGCGGAUGAUGUACGUAUCGUCGUCUACAAAACAACCAAGGCCAAUAUUGUGCUUCUAUUCGAAGACAUCUUUUACGUCAUCAAAUCUCAUAACCUGAUAAUUAUAUUCGACCUUGAGACGUUUCGAAAGGUGCAAUUUUUCUGUAAUUUUAAUUUUUACUUUAUUAGACAAUCCAAAACGUAUACAGAUACCAAUUAUAUAAAUAUAAAUUGUCAUUGA